Messenger RNA from Lachancea sp. 'fantastica', 1086 nucleotides. The record is from the annotation of a GenBank genome assembly. Lineage: Eukaryota; Fungi; Ascomycota; Saccharomycetes; Saccharomycetales; Saccharomycetaceae.
AUGGCUAUCAGAGCAGUCAUCUCGACGAGUACGAAAGAAUUUUUAAUAAAUAAGCAGAAACGUAGAUCCAAUCCAUCUUGUCCAAGUCUCGACCCGAAACAGUUGCUGGUAAUGAGCCUUGUGAAUCGUAGCGUGGCCCGACUCUUUCGCUACCAAACCCGAAAGGCGUCUGCAAUCUCACUGACAAGUUUUGUUCAGCAACAGCUAUUACAGACCAAGAAGUAUUCAACAGAGGCUCUGGAACACCGAUACCACGAAAAACUAGUGCAAAAGGCCAAAGAACAGGGAUUUGAUAGUGUGGACGAUCUCAAGCAGAAUCUGAAGUCCCAAAUCGAAGACAAAAAACGUUCACUCAACAAGAUCGACCCUCUGCAAGAACUUUUGGAUUACGAACAACGCAUGAAAAUGGCAAGCAACAACGCCAAGAUGACAGAGCCCAGAGGCCCUGUGGACGCUGCCACGGCCCCCGCGCCUUUCAAAACGCUCGAUUCGUUUUUGAAGCUCGAGAAGAUCAGGGAUCUAUCCAAGCAGGAAAUAGAGUUUCUAUGGCGUGCGCGCUGGGCCAACAACGACCAGGCUUUGAACGCUGUGGUUCCCGCAGCUGUAUUUGAUCAGAUGUCCAAGCAUUUCAAAGCGGUCCCGACGUUUGUGCUGCCGUUGCCUCGCGAAAUCAAGGCCGAUGCGUCCGAUUUGCAGGGCAACGCAAAUGACGGCCAGGGCGUCGAGCUUCACUACAUCCAAUGGCAAAUAGCGGGGCCUAACACCGUGCACUGUAUCAUGACGUCCCUAGCCGACUAUAAGCUACACAAGGAGUACGCCAAGCCACACACCACUUUCCAGUUCCACACCGAGCUAGCCCAGGACAAGCAAAUAGUGCUGAUGAACGGACAUGUGGAAAAAGACGUCAAUGUGUCACUCCAGGACGCCCAGCUGUUGCUUUUGAACGUCCAACGCUUCUACGGCGCCAUGGGCGAGGAAACUAUUCCUUCCAAGCUGAGACUCCAGCUUCUACGUGAUUUUGCCAGUGGUUCGACCAAUUUCAGUGUUGAAAAGCUCAUCAGUUUAGCUCAGUCAAUGGACGUCUGA